Messenger RNA from Penicillium pulvis, 1041 nucleotides. Its product is annotated as elongin A domain-containing protein. The record is from RefSeq and is a predicted model, not a curated record. The coding region runs from base 1 to 1041 and encodes 346 amino acids. The transcript is spliced from 3 exons. Gene Ontology annotation, cellular component: nucleus; elongin complex. Lineage: Eukaryota; Fungi; Ascomycota; Eurotiomycetes; Eurotiales; Aspergillaceae. Gene Ontology annotation, biological process: transcription elongation by RNA polymerase II.
AUGCCAGCCCCAUCACUAUUGCAGUUGGCUAUGGCCACUGCAGUCAAACACGUCAAAUCACUAAACGAUAUCGGAAACCUGCCUUACAACCUUGUUCGCCCCAUUCUGCUGAAAGUGGAUAACCCAGAGAAGCUGCAUGCGAUGGAAUUACUAUCCCCACACCUCACCGAAGAAGACAAAGAACUAUGGCUCAACUUCAUCAGACGUGACAUACCAAAAUGGGAACAAUACGAUCUCCCCGAAAAGACACACCAAUGGUAUGAAAUCUACUGCGAUCUCCGCGAAGACGUCCAACGAGCCCUAGAUGCCGACGCCGAAAAGAUGAAGAUGGCUCUAGACGGAAUCAAGUCAGAACGAACACGAUUGACGCCGAAAAUCAUCCCGGGGCACAAAGGUCGUGGAUCGCGGAUUUCGAGAUCAACUUUCACCCGGCGGCCCUUCUCUGGUAUACCUAGCGCAUCCGUGGACAAGAAGAAAUCGACCAUUUUCAGCGCACCGCGGAGGAACAAUGCCCUAGCCGUACCGACAAAGCAUCUCAGCACCCGCGCAUCGCAGGUCAAAAAAGCCCCGAUCUCACUCAUUGAAGAGCACCGACAGCCUACGGAGCAACCAGUCAAACAGCCCGUUCCUAAUCUCAGACGCGACCAAGACGCUCGUGGACCUGUUGCACCAGCGCUGCCGAGACGACAGAAUUCAUAUACCCCGUCACGUCCUGUGCACGAUACAAAGAGUCCGGCCCUGGCCGAAAGAGAGGCUCGGCUUCGGGCAAUCGCUUCUGGAAAACCAUUGCCUUCCGGCUCGGAGGGUACGAAGAAAAUUCCAAGUUAUACCCGGGAUGCGACUUCGUCGAGGCCGACUGGCCUUAAGCGCGAGGCUGUUUCCCCGCCGCCGGGUGCUCGUCAUUCUUCUCAUUCUUCACAUCAUGGGCCGAGUCAGACUGAUGGACCGGCAAGCCCUCCGGCUUCCGCACGCCCGGUCAUGCCCGUUCGCAAGCGACCGGACAGUGUCUUCAUUCAACCAAAACGUCGUCGUGUUGUCUGA